AUGUCCAACGUAUCUGCUGACCUGAUCUGGGAGGUUGUCCGCAACCAAAAUGCCUUCCUUGAGAAGCGCAACACCAACGGCGGCGUCCAGUUCUCGCGCGACCCCCUGAACCUUACCAACAAGCACUCGCGCAAGUACGCCGGCUUCGUCAACGACAAGGCCAUUGGUGUUCAGCCUUCCUCGAACGAGAAGGGUGGUGUUGCCAUCAUCAGCAAGAAGGUUGGUGCCGGCAACAAGCCCGCCAGCUCGCAAACCACCACCACCUUCCGCCCUCACAAGAACAACAGGAGCACCUACAAGGCCGUUGCCAACCAGACAGCCAAGAACGGCUACCGUGCCGACCUGCGCCAGGCCGCUGUCGCCCGUACCAGUGCCAUCCUCAAGUCGCAAAGGCCCGUCAAGGCCGAGCCCGAGAAGAAGCUGCGCGGCAACGCCGCCAAGAAGGCUCAGGCUUAA
This is a messenger RNA of Pyricularia pennisetigena, 456 nucleotides long. RefSeq lists its product as uncharacterized. The transcript has 5 exons. Gene Ontology annotation, biological process: translation. Gene Ontology annotation, molecular function: structural constituent of ribosome. Gene Ontology annotation, cellular component: cytosolic large ribosomal subunit; ribosome. The coding region runs from base 1 to 456 and encodes 151 amino acids. The record is from RefSeq and is a predicted model, not a curated record. NCBI's taxonomy places the organism in Eukaryota, Fungi, Ascomycota, Sordariomycetes, Magnaporthales, Pyriculariaceae.